AUGCGUCGGCAGAUGCUGCGCAGUAUCGUCACAUCUGGGCGAUCAGUGACACCUUCCGGAUGUCGCUGUGCGCAGAUAACCCUGUCCAAGGGCACACGAGCUCCGCAACCGAGGCCGGCCCGUGAUCUCUCGUCUACAUCUGCUUCGAAGGCCACCACAUUGCCCGUAACUGGUGCCGGUCCCCCACCCGCUGUCCCAGAACCAAAAUCUCCCGCGGGCUCAGACCGGCUUGCUGCACACAGACGAAAGACCGCCCUUCUCGAGACCGCAAAAGAGAUUCGACAGCAGCAAGAAUCCCCGAGCAAGUCGUCGCCACUCAAACGGCGCUUCUGGAAACAUGUUCAUGUACAAGAGACCCCUGAGGGCUACCAAAUCUUUCUAGACAAGAGGCCUGUCCGGAGCCCGACCAAAAACAUCAUCACGAUCCCGUUAUCCAAGCCAACUCUUGCGCACUCCAUCGCUAUUGAGUGGGACAUGCUCAAUUCGGCGCAGGAAGCGCUGAAGAACCACAAGAUUCCCAUGACAUCUAUAGUGUCACGAGCACACGAUGUACUAGAUGCAGACGCGGCGUCAGGUCCGGACAAUGAUAUCAGACAAAGCAUUGUGAAGACCAUGAUGCGUUACCUGGACACAGACACACUAUUGUGCUGGGCACCAGAGAGAUCUUCCAUCGAGGCAGCAUAUGGCUCCAGACCUACCGCUUCAUCCGAGGACGAUUCACCGAAGAAGUCGCUGCGUGACCUACAGAUGGAAACUGCGAAGCCAAUUAUUUCUUUCUUGACCGGCACGAUAUGGCCUGGCGUCUCCAUCGUACCGACACUCGAUCCUGAUAGCAUCAUCCCGACCACGCAGUCUGAGAUGACGCAGUCAGUCAUCUCCGGAUGGUUAUCUGGCCUGCCAGCCUACGAGCUUGCCGCACUGGAACGCGCCGCUCUAGCCACCAAGAGCCUGCUCGUUGCGGCUCGGUUGGUGGUUGAAUGGAGCGAGGAGUUUCGACAUCUGCAGGCAGCGCACGAGAGCCAGACAAUAGAGACCAUUUCGACGGCUGCGGGCGGUAAGACGUCGGUUGACACGUCUACGCCAGACGAGCCCCGCUUUGGGAUCGAGUCGGCGGCUCGCGCGGCCAGCUUGGAGGUCAAUUGGCAGACCGGCAUGUGGGGAGAGGUCGAAGAUACCCACGAUGUCGAGAAAGAGGACGUCAGAAGGCAGCUCGGCAGUGCUGUCCUCAUGGUGAGCGGAAGUGGCACUGGAUCGACUAAGAACUAG
Molecule: messenger RNA, 1266 nt
Organism: Cyphellophora europaea CBS 101466
Lineage: Eukaryota; Fungi; Ascomycota; Eurotiomycetes; Chaetothyriales; Cyphellophoraceae
Exons: 1
Coding region: 1-1266 (421 amino acids)
Biological process (GO): mitochondrial proton-transporting ATP synthase complex assembly
Cellular component (GO): mitochondrion
Source: RefSeq, a predicted model, not a curated record